This is a messenger RNA of Balaenoptera ricei (Rice's whale), 2076 nucleotides long. RefSeq names its product nuclear transcription factor Y subunit beta (gene NFYB). The transcript has 8 exons. Bases 353 to 976 code for a protein of 207 amino acids. Gene Ontology annotation, biological process: regulation of transcription by RNA polymerase II. Gene Ontology annotation, cellular component: CCAAT-binding factor complex; nucleus. The record is from RefSeq and is a predicted model, not a curated record. NCBI's taxonomy places the organism in Eukaryota, Metazoa, Chordata, Mammalia, Artiodactyla, Balaenopteridae. Gene Ontology annotation, molecular function: DNA-binding transcription activator activity, RNA polymerase II-specific; RNA polymerase II cis-regulatory region sequence-specific DNA binding; protein heterodimerization activity.
AUCUUGGGUGGGAGGCGGGGAGGAUAUGCCAGGCUUUAGGAAUAGUAGUCUCCGAGAACAAAGAAUUAGGGGACCCACAAGUCGUAAUCUCGACCGAAGUACUCUAAUGAGAUGAUUUCAGCAAGGUUAGGUAGCGUAUGACCUUUAAAAAAAUAGUAUCCCACUAACCUGCAUGGACUCCACGGUUCGUGCCACGAAUCACUGGGAUGGUUUCGGCUUUCUUAUAUGGAAACUAAUCAGCAAUAUAAAGUGAUGAGGUAAACUGAUCAAUGUUGGAAUUGGGCAGAGAUUAGACACCUUUUUAGGCAGGUGUUCUUGAGUACCACUGACAACACGGUUCUCAGAGUAUUUCAUGACAAUGGAUGGUGACAGUUCCACCACAGAUGCUUCUCAACUAGGAAUUUCUGCAGACUAUAUUGGAGGAAGUCAUUAUGUUAUACAGCCUCAUGAUGAUACUGAGGACAGCAUGAAUGAUCAUGAAGACACAAACGGUUCAAAAGAAAGUUUUAGAGAACAAGAUAUAUAUCUUCCAAUUGCAAAUGUUGCAAGGAUAAUGAAAAAUGCCAUACCUCAAACGGGAAAGAUUGCAAAAGAUGCCAAAGAAUGUGUUCAAGAAUGUGUAAGUGAGUUCAUCAGCUUUAUAACAUCUGAAGCAAGUGAACGAUGCCAUCAAGAGAAACGGAAGACAAUCAAUGGAGAAGAUAUUCUCUUUGCCAUGUCUACCUUAGGCUUCGACAGUUAUGUAGAACCUCUGAAAUUAUACCUUCAGAAGUUCAGAGAGGCUAUGAAAGGAGAGAAAGGAAUUGGUGGAGCAGUCACAGCUACAGAUGGACUAAGUGAAGAGCUUACCGAGGAGGCAUUUACUAACCAGUUACCAGCUGGCUUAAUAACUGCAGAUGGUCAGCAACAAAAUGUUAUGGUUUACACAACAUCAUAUCAACAGAUUUCUGGUGUUCAACAAAUUCAGUUUUCAUGAUCCGAAGAAAUGAUGGACUGGAGAGUGUAGAGAACUGAGUCUGUAUGAUUCCGGAACAGAGACAUUAGAAGGAGCUGACUGGUGAAAAGAUGUCUCUUUGUAUAUUAAAUAGCUGUAAUGUAGCUUCCCAAUGCUUGACUAAUUGAGGUGUUAAUUCUGACUUGAGAAUCUUUUUCAUGAAUGAUUUUAAAGAAAAAUUUGGAUUUUAAAGGUAUUAAAAUAUUUUUGUUUUGUACGAGAGUUUGUUGCUCUGUAUGACUCCUGUAUGCAUUGUAUAUUGCAGUUUAUUACUGUCAGAGAUUUGUAGACAGUUUCUUAUUUUCAUAUUGAAUCAUGUUACUUUUGUAAUAAUUCAAGUAAGCAGCUGGGUUAAUUCAUGAUGUUUGCCCUUUUAAUAAAAAAUAAGGGUAGAGUUCAUUUUGAAUGCAAGUUGCCUUUAUUAUAAAUUUGAGUUUGUCUUGGUUAUAUAAUACUUUGCAUGAUAACCUAGCUAGAUUUUUAGCAUUUGCCAUAUUUAUUAACUUUUUUGUAAAACAUUCAUAGCUUAAGCAGCACCAUUUUUAAAAAAAAUGUAGUUGAGAAAUUAAGUGUGAAUGCAGAAGUAAAUAUUGUCUGCCCUAUUCAACUUGGUGCCCGUUAACAGUGUUUACACUGUUCAUUGUGCCUGUUAAGAUAGUUUUAGUUUAUUGGAGCUUCUGUUAAGACUAGAUUUGUCUUUGAGUUACAUUAUUAUGAGUGUUGGAAUUCAUUAAGUUUAAUGUAGUCCUAGUGCUCUUGAAAUGGUGCCCCUUUCAUUUUGUAUAUGAUUUUUCCAAAGGCAUAUCUUCAAAUACUAUAUAGUAUCCUCUUCCAGAAGAGGAAUUUCAUAGUCUGAUGGUAAAUGUCCUCAUUUUACCUUUUUAAUUGAAAUGUCAAGUUUCCUAUUAUGCUAUGGGAACCAAGAAAUGUCAGACAUCAUUGUGUGUAUACAGAGCUUUUUUGCAUGGAUGAGUGAAUGAAGUGAAGAACAGAGUUAGUGCUGUGAAUGGUGCGAAAGAGAAAUCUCCAGCUUCUAGCGUGCUGUCUUGAUCUUUGCAAUAAACUAAAUUUAGAUAAUGUAA